Messenger RNA from Myotis davidii, 2797 nucleotides. It is a transcript of the gene CCDC61, whose product is annotated as coiled-coil domain containing 61. The transcript has 11 exons. Gene Ontology annotation, cellular component: centrosome. Lineage: Eukaryota; Metazoa; Chordata; Mammalia; Chiroptera; Vespertilionidae. The record is from RefSeq and is a predicted model, not a curated record. The coding region runs from base 944 to 2035 and encodes 363 amino acids.
GGGGAGAGUGAGAGGACUAAAGGAGGGGAUAGGGAGCGAAGAUCAGUCAGGAGGGUCUGCAUGAGGGGGGUUGAGGACAGCCCUGGGAGGCCCUGUCUUUGGAGCAGCUUUGGGACUCUGGACAGGGCCCUUUUCUCCCUGAGCCUCAGUUUCCCCCUCUGUACCCUGGGGAGGGAAUACACUUGCCUUGUCUCUAUAGCCCCUUUCAAGCUCAGAAACAACGAAGCGAUGAUGAUGAUGAUGACGACGACGAUGACGGUGAUGAUGCCAGUUUGUAUUGAGGGUUUGCUGUGUGUCAGGCAUAGCCCAGUUUCUCCAAGGAUUUUACCAUGAUUCAUUCAUUUCACCCUUCACCAGUCUAAGGAGAUGGGCACUGUUUUCCCGCCUAGUUGUCCUGCAUGACCGUCAUCUGGCGUGUUCACCCCUGCCCUCAUCACUUACCCUCUCCCUCCCUCAGGUCGCCCUCCUUGCUGUUCUUAGAACAAACCAGGAACUACUCACCUUGGGGCCUUUACAUGGCUGUUCCCUCGGCCUGGACACUUCCCCAGCUAUUCACCUGUCCCCCCCUCCCUCCAGGCCCUGCUCAGAGGGCCUUCCCUGGCCACCGGGGCCAAAGGAGCACCUCCACCCCCAGCAUUCCCUUUCCUCACUACCUGACCUUUCUUUACCUCUGACUGUUGCCACCCCCCUGUCAGUAGGGCCAUCAUCCGAUCCCGAGAUCCCCAGCACCCAGGGUGGCACCUGCUCUAAAGAUAAGGAAUCCGGCUCCCAGCGAGGUUAAGUCACUGCUCACGUCCCUGCACACAGCUCGCCUGGAGUGAGCCGGGGCAGCCCGGGCCGCCUUGUGAACCAGCCCCAGAGCCCAGGCUGAGGCGGAGGCCUGGCUCUCUCUUCUAGCUCCAACCGCGAGCAGUAGCUCUGCGGCUGAGAAGCGACACUGGCCAUGGACCAGCCGGCCGGCCUGCAGGUGGACUACGUCUUCCGGGGUGUGGAGCAUGCCGUGCGGGUGGUGGUGUCGGGACAGGUGCUGGAGCUGGAGGUGGAGGACCGCAUGACGGCUGACCAGUGGCGGGGCGAGUUCGAUGCCAGCUUCAUCGAAGACUUGACUCACAAGACAGGGAACUUCAAACAGUUCAGCAUCUUCUGUAACAUGCUGGAGUCGGCCCUCACCCAGAGCAGCGAAUCCGUCACCCUUGACCUGUUGACCUACACAGAUCUGGAGUCCCUGCGGAACCGCAAGAUGGGGGGCCGCCCAGGUCCCUCAGCCCCGAGGUCGGCCCAGCUCAACUCCAAGCGCUACCUGAUUCUCAUUUACUCCGUGGAGUUCGACAGGAUUCACUACCCGCUGCCCCUCCCGUACCAGGGCAAGCCGGACCCCGUGUUCCUUCAGGGCAUCAUCCGCUCACUGAAGGAGGAGCUGGGCCGCCUUCGAGGGCUGGACGGCCAGGACCCUCGGGACACCCGGGAUGCUGAGCUCUGGCACCUGCGGGAGCAGGCGUCGCGCCUAGCCUCCGAGAAGCGGGAGCUGGAGGCCCAGCUGGGUGGGAUGGACGAGAGUGGGGAGGCACGAUCCGGUGACGCCAGCCUCCUCUCUCCACACCUCCCGCCCCUCCUAGGUGGCCGCUUGCCCCGUUUUGACCCCACAGCCUUUGUGAAAGCCAAGGAGAAAAAGCUGCGAGAGAUCAAGAUGAAGGGAGGCCCACCGUGUCCUCUCCCUCUAGUGGACAGUUUCCGCAGCCGCUGCUCGUCCGCCAGCUCCUGCAGCGAGUUGGAGGAUUUCUCCGGAUCCCUCUCUAGAGGCAUUCGCCGCCACCGUGGGAAGCGGCCCAGCUCCACAACCUUGAGUGGGUCCAAUACGUUGCAGAAGUUCACCCCCAUGGAACGUGGGCGUCGACCGAAGCAUCUGGCCAGUUCUGGGGGCUGGGUCCCCAUCAAAGAGUAUAGCUCUGACUACCAGGCAACCGACAUAGCAGAAAUAGACGCCCGUUUGAAGGCCUUGCAGGAAUACAUGAACAGACUGGACACACGGUCAUGACCUUGAGAAGGAGCACUGCCCCUCCAUCCCUUACCCACCAAUGGAUUGGUAUGGGGGGCGGGGCUGGUGUGUCCUUCCAGCCCCGCCCAGGCCCCGCCCCUCCUGGUGUUCUUGGGGUCUCAGGUGUGUGAGGCCCCUACCCCUCUCCCUCUCCCAGGCAUUGCAUGCUGGGAGGGAGGGUCUGUGUAUUUUGUAAAUAAACAUAUUUACCCUUGGGAUCCCUAAGCUUAUGACUGAAGGGUAGGGGUGGAGGGGGGAGAUAUCAGGACUGGGGGGACCUGUGUGCAUUUCUGGGCAUGUCUGUGACUGGGAGGCAGGUUGGGGUUCAGCCUCAGGAAAAAUCUUGCACUUGAAAGCAGUGAAAGUUGGGGGACCUGCGGGGUGACAGUGAGCAGCCCAUCCCAGAGGGGUCCAAGCAGAGGUCCUGCAGGGGCGGUGUUUGGCUGUGUGGUGGGAGGGGGGCCUCGCAGCAUGGCUCACUGCCUGGGAGGACCCCGAGCUGCUGCCAGUGACAUCUGGGCGGCUUGCUGCUGACCCCUGCGCGCUGACCUGAGAACUCCGGGUUCUGAGCUGUGAUGCUGCUCUGAGUUGGGACCUCUCGGGUGAUGGUUCAGGGUUGGGGCCUCUGGGAUCCGAGUACCAGCGAGGACCGCGUGCUGGGAGGUGGGUGAGAGUGGCUAAGGUCUUUGUGGGAGGGAGGCGGGGAGGGGAGGCGUGUGGCGGACACAGGAGCACAGUUGGAGUUGCACUUUUAUUGGAGGG